This is a messenger RNA of Peromyscus californicus insignis, 1393 nucleotides long. RefSeq names its product protein BRAWNIN. Gene Ontology annotation, cellular component: mitochondrion. The coding region runs from base 112 to 315 and encodes 67 amino acids. The record is from RefSeq and is a predicted model, not a curated record. The transcript is spliced from 3 exons. Gene Ontology annotation, biological process: mitochondrial respiratory chain complex III assembly. Lineage: Eukaryota; Metazoa; Chordata; Mammalia; Rodentia; Cricetidae.
CUUGCCCUGGCUUUCCGCUCCGGCGCGGCGCCGGUCCCCUGCACGUUGGGUCCGGCCCCCUGGCGGUCAGCUCCGGGUCGUCCUGCGCUCGUGCAUUCCCCGCUCUCCACCAUGCCCGGGGGCGUGCCCUGGUCCGCCUACUUGAAAAUGCUGUCCUCCAGCCUCCUGGCCAUGUGCGUCGGGGCCCAGAUGGUGCACUGGUACUACCAGCCUGACCUGACAAUACCUGAAAUUCCACCAAAGCCUGGAGAACUCAAAACGGAGCUUUUGGGACUGAAAGAGAGACACCACAAACCUCAAGUUUCACAGCAGUAGAAACUUCAAAAUACAACUCUGCCAAGAAUUCUGUGAAUAAUAUUUUACAUAUAUAUUUUUACAUAUAUUGGGUAAAACGACUUCUUAAAACGUCUAAUCCAAAGACAAAUGCUGGUUGGUAGGAGCUGAUAAAGUUGACUUGUAUUAUGAUUCGGUUAGAAUUUUUUAAAGUCUCACUAUGCAUCCUUGGCUUACCGGGAGCUCACUGUGGAGAUCAGACUGGCCUCUGUAACGGGGUCUUGCUGUGUAGGCCAGGCUCACCUCAAACUCAAGACAGCCCUGCUCCGCCUCCCAAAUGGUGGAGUCACAGGUAUAAACGACCACACACUUGGUCCAGUGCCUCUUAAGCGCCGCUUCAGCUUCUUGCAUUUGACUGGGAAGAUGUUUCUCUUCAGUAUCACACGAGACUGAGUAUUUGCAAUGUCUCCUGCCAUUAUGAUACUUACUUCUCUGAAAGAGCUUGAUUUUAAUGUUGUUAUAAAUUACAUACAAUAAGUCAGUGAUAAUGCUUAGAGUCUAAACAUUGAGAAGUAAUAUUUGCACCAAACUGUAUAAAAUAUUUCAAGUUUGAAGUUCUUUUGGAAUUGUGUGCCUAAUGGAAUUGCAGCAUUAGCAACUUAGCUUGUCAAGGUGCUUUCAUCCCCCAAAUUCGAGAAAGCAAAUUAAAAUGGGCAUUUCUUCGUAAAAAUGGCAUAAAAACUUAAAUGAAUAUGCUGAGUUGAAAUGCGUCCCUAAAAAAUGUUGACCUCAACCCUCAGUACCUGCGACUGUAGGACGGGCCACAGGGUGGGCCUGGUGCACGGGACCAGUCUUAAUGCCACAAGAGGAAAGGCAGGGAGGGCAUUGUGUGGAGGUGGACUGGAGUGUCGGAACCGCAAGCCAGGAACACAAGUACUUUAGGAAAGGAUUCCGCAGUCACAGAACAAGGCCCUGCUCACCCUGGACUCCACUUUGGUCCCUCAGAGAACUGUGACAGCACAUCUCUUGCCACCUAGUUUCCUACAUCAGCUGCAGGAAGUGAACUUGUUUCAAGAUUUUGCCCCUUCUGUAAAUGUAGAAUAAAAAGUAAUUUAUACAA